AAAACCUCACCCCUUCUUCUAUAAAUACACACUGAAACAUUUCCUUUGGAUAUACACAACUCUUCUUAAUUUUUCUUCUUGCCACAGAGAAGCCAAACAAGGUUUCAUUAUUGUAUCUUUCCCAUGGAUCCAUUUUCUGUUGCGGUAAUUGGUGCAGGCAUAGGGGCUGUUGCUACGUUAGCAGCCGCAGUACCCCCGGCUGCCACAUUUACUUACAAUGCUGCGAAAGAUUCAUUAACCUCAAUUGAUUACAUAAGGAAACUUGACCAUAACCGUGAAAAGCUGGAAAAGGAAUUAGAGGAACUCAUUGCUUUUGCAAAUGAUAUUGAUCAGGGCCGUGUCAAGAAAGAGGAGAUAAAAAAUACUAGCAUAUACAAGGUAUGGAGAACCAGGGUAUCGGAGAUUGAAGCAGAAGUGAAAGCUUCGACUCGUGAACAUGAAAGGAUUAAAGAGCAGCCUGGAAAGAAAUUUUAUGCUGAUAAACGGAAACUUGGCAAAGAAAUGGUGAACAAGCUUGAGGAAGUUACUAAGCAUAUAGAAAAAGGUUGGUCUAUAAUUAAAAACUUUUGAAGGAGAUUAUUUAUUGAACAAGAGAUGGGAGGGUUUCCUUUCUACCUGCAAUUACUAAUUGCAGGUGUAAUAAUGAAUAUAAUUUCAUUUUAUAAGUUGAAAGCUAGUUUGUAGAAAGCUCGGCUAAAAUCAGUUGCUUUAUGGCCGUAGUGCUUUAUGGCACCAUUUGUAAUGCUUAUUGUCUUGUCUGCUGUUUGCCUGCCUUGUAUUGAACUCGUCUCUUGCUAUCAGUAUAUCACGUUGGUUAUAUAUUAUAUUAA
Messenger RNA from Hevea brasiliensis (rubber tree), 830 nucleotides. RefSeq lists its product as uncharacterized. NCBI's taxonomy places the organism in Eukaryota, Viridiplantae, Streptophyta, Magnoliopsida, Malpighiales, Euphorbiaceae. Bases 124 to 570 code for a protein of 148 amino acids. The record is from RefSeq and is a predicted model, not a curated record. The transcript has 2 exons.